CGUUGGCUUCAUAUAAUGGGGGACGCUCAGUCUAUAUUUACUUAUGUCUAUGCACUGAACAUAUUUACUUAUGUCUAUGCACUGAACACAGUGCAGCUACAAGAAGCAGUAUUUGCAAUUUUUGGUGCAAUCCGGUGCAAUCCUAUCCUGCCGAGUAUGUCGAUUCUGAACACGCUGCAUCGAGUAGGAGCGUUGGCGCGAGCGAGCUUAAUUCAUAAACUCGAUUCUACGAGGACCAUCGCGUUUUCGCUCACGCGUUGCUCCGAAACGAACAAUGUUACCGAGACACAUGCGACUGAGGGAGAUGUAACUGGGGAUAAUAGCCCAGCCGCGGGGACUCCCAAGGUUGCAGCUAGACCAGUUGUAUCGGUAGAGACCAGCAUCAGUUAUAUGAACAGUGACGCUUACAAGAAAACUUACGGAGACGAUCCGGUAUGGACACAAUAUAGAAGGAAUCACAAAGGAAUGUUCCCACCUAGAAAGACACGAAGAACUUGUAUAAGAGGCGACCAAAUCUCUACUGGAAACCCGUGUCCCAUAUGCAGGGACGAGUAUCUCGUAUUAGAUCACAGAAACGUCAAGCUGCUCGAGCAGUUCAUCAACAAACAUAACGGAAGCGUUCUGUGCUACUCGAAGACAAAUAUCUGCCAAAAGAGGCACAAAGAACUCCUGGUCGCGUUAACCAGAGCCAAGGAUUACGGGACUAUCACAUUCGACGUUCCUACGAGGAUGUACGAUUACUCGGAGUGGAAACCGAAAAAGUGGAACAUACAUGAUUAAUUUUCAUCAUCGUAUUACGGC
Vollenhovia emeryi is the source of this 801-nucleotide messenger RNA. It is a transcript of the gene mRpS18B, whose product is annotated as 28S ribosomal protein S18b, mitochondrial. The coding region runs from base 16 to 780 and encodes 254 amino acids. Gene Ontology annotation, molecular function: structural constituent of ribosome. Gene Ontology annotation, cellular component: ribosome; mitochondrion. Gene Ontology annotation, biological process: mitochondrial translation. Lineage: Eukaryota; Metazoa; Arthropoda; Insecta; Hymenoptera; Formicidae. The record is from RefSeq and is a predicted model, not a curated record. The transcript is spliced from 6 exons.